CCUUGGUUCAAGAUAGCAUAGCAGGCCUGUGGAAGUCCAGUCAGGCACCCAUACAGCUCCACAGCUAUGAUACAUGCAGUUGAAGGUGUCAAUAUCCACCGUGCAUCUGUGCCAACCAAAUCAAUCCAGAUUUCCUGAGGUCCCGAUUGGGCUUGGCGACUCUAUCCUUUCGCAGUCGUCUACGCACGAGACUUGUCUGGAAAUCUACUUGGGUAUGAUGCUGUGCAUCACUCCUCAUCAUUCAUUCCGGUGAUAAACUGUUUCGCCGGAGCACGACGUAUUCCAUAGCCCAUAGCCAGCAAAUACUGUAGGUAGCGUCUUCUAGCUAGAGCUCUAGAGAUGUCGCUGGUGAGCUUUUGGGAUAAUGGAUGAGGGUACAGCGUACUGUACCGGUACCGGUACGGGGCUUUUUGGGUCAUCCUCAUUUUUCCCAUGACCCCGUGAAACACCCAACGCCAAAUUUGGGCCCUCCAGCUGUCUCCAAAUUUCUAUUUUCCUCCCACAACUCGUCAACACGAGCCUCACAGUCUGACCUUCCAGCUAGCUCAAAGAUAUUGCUAUAAAAAGAUGGCAAGGAACCACGCUCGAAAGCGCCUUCGAGCCGCGGCAGCCCAAUCCAGAGAGAAUCCGUCUUUGUUGUUCACGGCAAAGAUGGCGCUUCGAAUUUUGGCCGUUCUGUUGCCGUCCUUGACCAUAAUGAGGUUGGCGCAAAGAGGGUCCUUUGAAGCCACCAGUACCAAUGAGCUCAUGGCCAUGAUCCAAAGUACCAUGCCACAGUCGUUCGAGCUUUCAUUUCCAGGCGGCGCAAACAGCUCGGCUUCCACUACUAAUCUGCUGCGAACAGGAGACAACAAUGACAACAACAAUAACAAGCCACAGUACAAGUAUCGCAAAUACGUGGAACUGCAGGAUGAAGUGGAAAAGGCAUCCAAGAAACAUCCCAUGCCAGAUGGUCAAAGACAAGAGAAUAGCUGGAGCGCCUUUCAUCGGGCAACACUAGUGGAACGGGCGCCAUGGUUGCCACGUCGAAAGAAGUGCAAAGAGACAUGCUGUGUGGAAACAGUGGCAAUUUCACUGGACCAGGAUGACCAUCAACUCAUCAAUACUCGAGAUGGUAUUGAAUUGUCUGACCUGGUGCUCCCACAUGGCAGAAUUCAAGCCGACAAAAUGCAGCCAGACCACUUGUACUACUUUGCCAGAACUCUAGACAAGGCCAUGUUGCCCUGCAUUGUACCGGGAACCAUUAUUGGUAUCGAAAAUCACAACGAUCUCACGGUUGGAUUCUUUCAUGAAUACCGGCCAAACAUCAAGGUGCCCUACAUUAUUUCCACCACUGGCUCUGAUGGAGACGCUCCGAACGUGUAUGAGGAGUACAUCAAAGAUCCACUCUUGAUCAAGUGGUAUGGAACCAAUCCAAUCUACAGGACCCACACCGACUUUCGGGAGAAUGUUCACAAAUUUGAACCGCUCAACCUGGGACUAUCCUUCCAACACCCCCAUGAACGCAAUCUACUUCCCUACCUGAAGUUGAACCACUUUAUCAACCCAUUCCUGGACAAAUCCAAAUGGGACCUUUCCAAGAACAAACUGGAUUUCAAUAAGGAUGUCUUUGUUCAUUUUGGUGUUCGCACUUUACCUCGCAAGGAUUUGUGGAAGGUAUUAUGCCCCACCUUUGCUACAGACAAAAUUUCGUGCAAUCAGGAAACUGAAAAAAUCAAAACUCAUGACAUUUACAAGGAAAUGAGCCAAUUUCGCUUUGGUGUUAGUCCUCCAGGAAUGGGGUUUGACUGCUACAGAACCUAUGAGAUGUUUUUGCUGGGUGUCAUCCCAGUUGUGGAGGACCAGGAUAUCCUAAGUCACCGUCUCUUUGAGGGCAUGCCAGUUGUAUUCGUGCACAACUUGGCAAGCGUCACCAGUCGGCAGGAAAUUUUGGAUGCCAUUGAGAGCUACAUUGCAAGUCCCCAAUUCCAGAAUGCCACCUUUGAGGAAGGAUGGGGUCGUCUUUUCCUCAAACACAAGCGCCAGCAAAUGCUCAAGGAUGCCAACAGAGUCAGGGAAAUAGUGGAAGAUGAACAGGGCAGGAAGUACUACCAAGCAUACCGCUACUCUGUUGUUGGAGCAUCUGACAACUCUGUUGACGAGGCAAAACUCAAAGCACUGAGAGCCCCGUGGUUUGAUGACCCUCAACCAAAAUUUGAACCAGGCGAGGAAGGUUGGAUAGAAGAUUGGAAGGACAAAGCAGUGUUCAAGAAUUAUGGAUAGAGGAGGUUGGUUGCCAGAGUGAAGAACGACUGAGCAAUAUCCCCAACGAAAUAUUCCAGCAAUUUUCCACGUCACUGAUCGCUCUCCUGUCCGAGCAGUGUUCUCUAAAGUCCCUGUUUGUUGUUCUGUGCAACAUACAUAGCAUCGAACACAAGCUCCCCGAAACAGAAAACCAUUGGAUCAUCACAACGAUGAGCCAUGAGUCCCUACUACUGGUAUCGAAUGAAUGAAUCAAAUCACUCUUCGACUUUCCGGAACCUUCCUUGAACCCACACUCUCCGACGAACCUCGUUGGUCGAUCGAUUCUGAUACACUCGUCGCAAGUACUUUAGUUCCAAGAUCGCAAGACCUGCUUGAGUCUCAAACAAGUCUCGCACGUCUUCUAAUGUAAAAUAGUAGCAUUUUGUACCAUCGUGUUUCCGAUAGAAAUUC
Molecule: messenger RNA, 2694 nt
Organism: Seminavis robusta
Lineage: Eukaryota; Bacillariophyta; Bacillariophyceae; Naviculales; Naviculaceae
Source: the annotation of a GenBank genome assembly